AUGCCACUGCCCAUCCCCACCAGUCCCAUCUCGGAUGUCCAAACAGCAGCAUCAGCGGCAGCGGCGGCAGCAGCAGCGGCUAGCGAACGGGAUAAAAAGGAUCUAGAGGUAGUGGAGCUGUUAGUGCCGGGUGUGAUUGAUGAUCUGGUCGACUCCAGCGAUUUGGAUGAGGAAGUGCGCAAGUUUUUCUGCUAAGUCAAAGCCAAGUUAUCGCCUCCUAGAGAUGUAAGCCUCCCUUCUUAUAACUCCUUGUCCUCGUCCUCGUCCUGAUCCAUGUCCUUGUCCUUGUUCCGGUCGUUAUGCUUUGUGUAGCUCGUAAUACUUUUAGCCAUUAAGUGUACUUGAGAGUCCUCUCCUCCGUUCCCCAUUGUGUCCCUUACUCCCAUCCCCACCCAUAAAUCGGAAUGCGAUCCUUAGACGCGAUCGAAUCCGAUCCGAAGCACAAGCGUUAAACAUACGAAAGAUAUAUUUUACAGCGAGUCUCAGAUUUUACUUAACUACGCACAUAAGUCACGAAAAUACCUAUUACAAACUACAACUACAUACUACUUACUCUAAAAAACAAAACAAAAAAACGUAACGCUACUUUCUGUAUAUAACCAUAUAUACAUUGCACAUGUAUAUGUAUUUAUUUAUAUUAUGGAAAAGGAUUAAAACCAAAAAGUGUCUUAGACCUACGACCAAAUUAUUGUACACGUUCUAUAAAAACAAGAAUAAUAAAAGAGAGAAAACUAUUGAAGAGAAAUUCCUGUAAAAUAAAGCAACAAUUUACCGACUAUUUAUAACAGAUAAAUACAGCUAUGAUCGCUACUAUCGGAGUCCCCAUAGCUAACAGGUAUAAACCGUACCCAUGUUUGUAUAUAGAAAUAUAUAUAUAUAUAAAAUAUACCUUAAAAGAAAUACCCUUACGUGCCGUCGAAGCAAUUACUAGUAUUUAAGACCCGCAGAUCCGUUACCGAUCCUUACUGUGCUGUAAACAUUAUCUAUUUAAACAAAAAUUCAAAGUGUUCCUUGCACACUUAUCGAAUAACACAAAAUAAAAAUGAUAAUUUUUCGAGGUGUCCUUGAUUCAUUUGCCAUGCCCUGUCUUUAAAAUGCAGUAUCACAAAAUAAAUAGUUACCAUAUAUACAUAUAGCUAAAUAUAUAGUUUAUAAAACACCUGACAUAUUUGGCCAGAGAGACAGAAAGGAAGAAACUGUUGCAGAUCUAUUUACUGUAACUUAAAAAUUAAAUUUAAAAAAAUACAAACGCGACAAACAUCACGAAAUUGCAACCACAAAUAAAUUAAAAGAAAAAAAACGAACUACUCAACAUUUUUUACAAACCUAAAAGCUAAAUAUAAAAUACUUAGUUAGGAGGCAUAAAUAAAAUAAAUUAAACACACACAAAACCGCAAAUGAAAUCUUAAAUAACAUAAUUACCACACUCCGUAACACUUUCUUCGUACCAAAAUUAAAUCACAAUAUUUUUUAUUUUCAAUUCAAUUCCAAAUUCAAGCGAAAACACAAAAAAAAUGAAUAUGAAAUUAUGUAAAGAGUAUAUAUAAUAUAUAUAUAAAUUUAUUAAGCGAAUACGAGUAAUACAAAUUUUUAAGAAACGACAAAAAAGAAGAGCGAGUAACAGGCUUUAAAAGUGCAAAACGUUUUAUUAAUUGAGUACCAGAACUUAUACAUAAUAUUAAUAAUAAUAAUAUUGUUAAUUAUAGUAUCAAGAUUUUUGCAUAAAAUAUACAUACAUUUUCCUUUUUUUAAUGUCAAUGUAAAACUCUAGUUAUAAACUACAUAAGUAAACUUUAAAUCCUUUACAAAACUAUGCAAAAAGAAAAUCAAAAAAAAGAUGCGAAAAAUUAAUAUUUAAAACAACAAAAAAAUAUAUUUGUGAACGACGUUAAAAGAGAGGGAGAGAGAGAAC
Drosophila sulfurigaster albostrigata is the source of this 1912-nucleotide messenger RNA. RefSeq lists its product as uncharacterized. The record is from RefSeq and is a predicted model, not a curated record. The transcript has a single exon. The coding region runs from base 1 to 195 and encodes 64 amino acids. Lineage: Eukaryota; Metazoa; Arthropoda; Insecta; Diptera; Drosophilidae.